Messenger RNA from Aspergillus terreus NIH2624, 3156 nucleotides. RefSeq names its product putative vacuolar morphogenesis protein AvaB. Gene Ontology annotation, cellular component: fungal-type vacuole membrane; cytoplasm. The transcript is spliced from 4 exons. Gene Ontology annotation, biological process: autophagy; endosomal vesicle fusion; intracellular protein transport. The coding region runs from base 1 to 3156 and encodes 1051 amino acids. Gene Ontology annotation, molecular function: protein binding. The record is from RefSeq and is a predicted model, not a curated record. Lineage: Eukaryota; Fungi; Ascomycota; Eurotiomycetes; Eurotiales; Aspergillaceae.
AUGUUAUCUGCCUUCACAGCUCGGCCCCUCGUCGAGCUCAAGCCCCGGGACAAAUCGAGGAUCGAAUCCGUGCUCGCGUACGGGGAUCGGCUCCUCGCCGGUCUGAACAACGGCAGUCUACGCAUCUAUCGUGUCAAUGAAGUCUCCCACGAUCCAAAUGACGCUCCUCCCGACUCCAAUAACCACCACGCGGCCGAAGGCGAGAAUGGAGGAACACUCCGGAACGGGGACCGGGACCACGGGACUCCCGCGACGGCCAACGCAAAGCCCAAGCAGACCGACCUCCUCCGCGAGCUGGAGAAGUUCUCGCGCUACAAGAUCGAGCAGCUCGCCCUGAUCAAAGAGGCGAAGCUGCUGGUCUCGCUGUCGGGCGGCUACGUCUCCAUCCACGACCUACAGACCUACGAGCUGCAGGAGCAGCUGACGCGAACGAAAGGCGCGACGGCCUUUGCGGUGACCUCGAACAUCGUCAGCGACCCCGAGACCGGCGUCCCGUCGAUUGUGUCCCGCCUGGCCGUUGCGGUCAAGCGGAAGAUUCUCCUCUGGUCAUGGCGCGACAUGGAGCUGGAGAACGAUACGGCGGAAAUGAGCCUGGUCAGCGGCAUCAAGGCCCUGACGUGGGUUUCUGGGACAAAACUAGUGGUCGGACUCGGCUCGAACUUCGUGAUGGUGGAUAUUGAGAACAGCGCGGUGACGGAGCUGUCCGGACCGGGCAGCAUUGGCGGUCUUGGAGGCCCCGAGACGGGUCGACUGACCGGCGUCGGGGUCGCUAGCAUGAGCUAUAUCGGGAUUGGAGGAGCGGCACCGAAACCGUUGGCGACUCGGCUCAGCGAGGGACAGGUGCUGUUGGCGAAGGAUAUUAACACGCAGUUUAUCGACCUCGACGGCCGCCCUCUUGGACGAAGACAGAUCCCUUGGAGUCAUGCUCCGGCGGAUAUCGGAUACACUUACCCUUUCCUGCUCGCGCUGCACGACUCAUCAAAGGGUGUGUUGGAGGUGAGGAACCCAGAGACUCUGUCGCUACUCCAGUCGAUACCAUUGCCGUCGGCGAAUAUCUUGCAUAUUCCGCAGCCUACAAUAAGCCUGGCGCACGCUGGGAAGGGCUUCCUGGUGGCCAGUGACCGUGUGAUCUGGCGGAUGGAAGCUCUGAGCUACGACACGCAGAUCGACUCCCUUGUGGAAAAGGGAUAUCUCGAUGAAGCGAUCAGCUUGGCGGGUAUGCUGGAAGAUGCCCUUCUUAGGGACAAGCAAGGCCGGCUGCGUGAUAUCAAGCUCGAAAAGGCACAGGGGCUGUUUAGCCAGCGCAAGUAUCAAGAUUCCAUGGACUUAUUCACGGAGGUUUCGGCACCGCCAGAGAUGGUUAUUCAGCUAUACCCGAAGACUAUCGCCGGCGACCUCUCAUCUAUCCACGAGGAAGAAGAAUCGGAAGACAGCAGCAGCGAUAAUCAGUCAAAAGCGCAAGACAGCCACACUCAGUUGGAUGGUGCAAACUCGGAGGAGCAUGCUGCAUCGAAGUACGCCCCUUCUGUCAGGUCUUUUCUGCGAACAAAGACCGACGAUAUGAGUGAUGCGGGUAGCGUUCGCGGGAAGCGCACUGAAGACGGCCAUUGUGACAAACCGCUCCAUGGCAAAGACCUUAUUCAGGCCACCCACGAACUGCAGCGGUAUCUCGCGGAUGUUCGGCGGAGAUUCCAGCGCUUCUUGAACCCUGACGGGUCUCUCAAGGUGAUUGACCCGGUGAAUAACGCGCCGAACGACGAGUUCACGGACUCGGUCAUGAAACUGCUAGAUGUCACGAAAGAGGGUGGCGACUAUGACUUUGGCGAGAGAUUACGGGAGAAGGCAAGACUCGUCGAUACGACCCUGUUCCGAGCGUAUAUGUAUGCAAAGCCGUUCCUUGCUGGCUCUCUAUUCCGGAUCGCCAAUUUCUGCGACCCAGAUGUGGUGAUGGAAUGGUUGGAGAAGGCCGGCCGCCACAACGACCUGAUUGAUUUUCUAUACGGGAAGAAACUGCAUCGCCAGGCCUUGGAGCUUCUCAGGAGAUUUGGCCAGGCCGAGUCAGAGGAAGAGAACGGCUCACAGCUCCGUGGCCCGAAACGGACGGUUGGCUACCUGCAGAGCCUGCCGCCGGAUAAUAUCGAUCUGAUUCUUGAGUUUGCGGAAUGGCCCGUCCGCGAGGAUCCAGAACUGGGCAUGGAGAUCUUCCUAGCGGACACUGAAAACGCGGAGACCCUGCCGAGACAACCCGUUUUGGGCUUCCUGCAGAAGAUCGACGCAAACCUGGCCGUUCGCUAUCUGGAGCAUGUUAUCGGGGAGUUGAAUGAUAUGACUCCGGAUCUCCACCAGAAGCUGCUCACCCUCUACUUGGAACAUCUGAAGAAAGACAAGACCAAGGAAUGGGAAUUCUCCAGUGACGAAGAACGAGUUGAAUGGCGAGAAAAAUUCCUUGAGAUGCUCAAGUCGAGCUCACAGUAUUCGCCGGCAAAGCUGCUUGACCAGCUCGAUCGGGAUGACUCGGAAUUUUUCGAGGCCAGAGCCAUCGUCUUUAGUAAGAUGGGACAGCAUCGGCAGGCGCUGGAGAUCUACGUUUUCAAGCUGGAGGAUUAUGCAAAGGCCGAAGAGUACUGUAACUACGUUCACAAGACUGAGGAUGCGGCCACCAUCGAGGCGAUGGCAUCGCACUGUACAGCGACUUUGAAUUACGAGGAUAAGCCAACCAUCUAUUUGACACUGCUAUCUCUCUAUUUGACGCCACCGCAUGGGUAUAAACCACAGUAUGGGCCGGCGAUCGAGGUACUGGCAAAGCACGGUUCCCGUCUGCCUCCCAACUCGGCCCUGGACUUGAUCCCCGAAUCGCUUCCGGUGAAAGAGCUCGAGUUUUACUUCAAAGGCCGUAUGCGGGCGGCCAAUUCGAUCCUCAACGAGACGCGGAUCGUGGCGAACCUGCAGAAUGCGGAAAAUAUCAAAACACGAGCGCAGCUCUUGGUGGGCGAGGGCAUCGAUAGCCGAUCAUCGCGAUCGCGCCAUGUCACCAUCACCGAGGAGAGGGUCUGUGGCAUUUGUCAUAAACGGAUCGGAGGCAGUGUGAUCAAUGUGUUUCCAGACAAUACGGUGGUCCAUCUUGGCUGUGCCAGUCGCGUUCCCGCGGGUAUAUGA